AUGUCUAUAUCAGCAAAACGUUAUGGUGCUCGCCCUGAGAUGGACUCUCAGGCAGGAGCAGUGCCAAGCCCUCUGCCUCGAAGAGGUCCAACCCAAAUUACUGGAGGUCCUUCUCAAAUGUCCUGUGGAGUCAGGGGACGUGAGAAUAGAGCAUCUGGCCGAACUAAGAAAGGAGUCAAAUUAAUGCACUGGAAUGCAGAGGGGAUUACAAAUAAAAAGCUAGAGUUAGAAAAUAUUCUAAAUGAGGAACAGAUUCAAAUAUGCUGUCUACAGGAAACCCACCUCACUGAAGACACAGUCUUCAAAAUCAGAGGUUAUCAGUGCUUCCGAUCAGACCGGAAAGGCAGGAAAAAGGGUGGAAUAUUGACUCUUGUGAGGAACAAUAUCACUGCCUGCCAGACUGAAGUAUAUAUGGAUGGAGCAGAAUAUCAGAUUCUGAAACUACAAACUGGAAAUGCAGACUUCUACCUGAUCAAUUAUUACUGCCCAAGUGAUCGUCCCCAGGCUUUGGACACAAUCCCAGUGGAAGAAAAGAUGAUUCUAUGUGGAGACUUUAACAGCCACUCACAAAGCUGGGGAUAUGACCAUAUAGACCAGAGAGGAGAGAAACUGGAGGAGUGGCAGGAUGAGAACAGAUUUAUUCUUAUUAAUAGGCCAACUGAUCCACCCACAUUCUACUCGAGGUCGUGGCACGCCACUACUACCCCAGACCUAGCAUUUCACUCUCCAGAUCUGGAAUGGAUCAUUAAACGAGUUGUUGGAAAUCAACUGGGAGGCAGUGACCAUCGACCGGUCUUCCUGAAUAUAGAAAAUGAGAAGGUCAGAGAAACUAGUACGCUGCCAAGGUGGAACUACAAGAAGGCUGACUGGACAAUGUUCAAGCACCGUACCAGUAUACUGCUUGGAA
Messenger RNA from Candidula unifasciata, 907 nucleotides. NCBI's taxonomy places the organism in Eukaryota, Metazoa, Mollusca, Gastropoda, Stylommatophora, Geomitridae. The record is from the annotation of a GenBank genome assembly.